Messenger RNA from Lolium rigidum, 1320 nucleotides. RefSeq names its product SNF1-related protein kinase regulatory subunit beta-1-like. The transcript has 4 exons. Gene Ontology annotation, molecular function: protein binding. NCBI's taxonomy places the organism in Eukaryota, Viridiplantae, Streptophyta, Magnoliopsida, Poales, Poaceae. Bases 16 to 903 code for a protein of 295 amino acids. The record is from RefSeq and is a predicted model, not a curated record.
AGCCCUGCCGCCGCCAUGGGCAACGCCAGCGCCAGGGAGGAGGACGCGGCGGAGGAGGCCGCCGACGUCGAGGACGGCGCCGGGGACUCCUCCUCCGCGGCCCGCGGCUUCCCCCCGUACGGCGGGGGCGGCAACCACGUGCGCCGCGCCUGCUCGGUCGGCGUCGUGGGCGGCGGCGGCGGGCCCGGAUCGCCGCCGGGAAGCCCCGGACGCUCCCUCUCGCCCCGGAUGUUCGUGCCCCAGACGCCUGUACCUCCAUUGGUAAGACCUGCCGAUGUAACUCCAGUGUUCAAUGAAAUACUGAUGAAGGAACAAGAAGAAGAAUUUGAUGGACCCCCUCAAAAGGAAAUUCCUGCUUUGAUUGUGUGGACUCUUGGAGGAAAGAGUGUAUCUGUUGAAGGAUCAUGGGAUAACUGGAAAUCAAGAAAACCCAUGCAGAAAUCUGGGAAAGAUCAUUCUCUCUUGUUGAUUCUUCCUUCUGGAGUUUAUCGUUAUAGAUUUGUCGUAGAUGGAGAGAGGAGAUGUUUUCCUGAUCUUCCCUGUGAAACUGACGCCAUGGGCAAUGCUGUUAACCUUCUUGAUGUUCAUGAUUUUGUUCCUGAGAGUGUUGAAAGUGUAUCAGAAUUUGAGGCCCCUCCAUCCCCAGAGUCUAGCUACAGUUUCCAGUCACCCGAGGAAAAGGACUUUGCCAAGGAGCCGCCUGCUCUUCCAUCUCAGCUUCACCUCGGCGUUCUUAACUCACAGCACUCGGAAGAAGUAUGCGCACGACCCCAGCACAUCGUCCUGAACCACCUGUUCAUCGAGAAGGGUUGGGGCGCCCAUCCGCUGGUAGCUCUUGGUGUAACCCACAGGUUCGAGUCGAAAUAUGUAACAGUUGUCCUUUAUAAGCCCAUAGAAAGAUAGCGUAGCUGCCACAUGAAGUCGAUGCUAAUGCUUGACAACUCACACUGCGGAACCAGCAAAGAACAGCAACAUCGUGGCCUCUCUUCCUGUAAAAGCACACUUGGGGUACAGGAGUAUUUUCGAUAAUUUGCAGGAGCUUCGGUUGGUGUGCUACUAGCUGUUCUGUCAUGAUGGUGUUGCCCUGCCCCCUUUGUUUACCUUGUGGCGAGGGCCCAGGCGUGUUGAGUUCAUACACACAUAUAUGGUCAUUCGGUUGUUAUUUCCAGCCCCCAGGAAUGAUACUUGUAGAAAUGUCAGAGAAGUGAGAAGCGUGGAAACCCACUGAAUUGUUGGAGAAGUUAGAUCUUGUGAUUCUUGGUGUUGAUUGUUUGUCGUGGCGAUGGUGGUAUGUAAUAAUACAAAGCUACUGUUUACAAA